Messenger RNA from Fomitiporia mediterranea MF3/22, 1272 nucleotides. RefSeq lists its product as uncharacterized. NCBI's taxonomy places the organism in Eukaryota, Fungi, Basidiomycota, Agaricomycetes, Hymenochaetales, Hymenochaetaceae. The record is from RefSeq and is a predicted model, not a curated record. The coding region runs from base 1 to 1272 and encodes 423 amino acids. The transcript is spliced from 2 exons.
AUGGACUUCUUGACGUCAUACAAUCUGUGCGCGGGCGCCACGGGAACAGCUGGCUCUGUCCCUACGUCGUCAAGCCUUUGUAGGGAGAUCCCGGAGUGUUAUACCCAUGAUAUCGAGCGCUGGGUGCUCGAAGAGUCGCAGUGGAAUAAGUUCGCCUGGGAUGUGUCGAUAGAGGAAGAGCGCGCGUUUGCGAAAGGCGCUAUCCCGAAGAAUGCCUAUGUACCAGGAGUUUCGUCGUCGAUCGGCUCCGCCCCGCAAACGGAAGCUGAAACUGUAGUGGCUCAACCAAUUGUACAGCACGCACCACGCCAUGUUCGUAAUGCUUUGGACCUGGAUGAGAUCUUCGAGGAAGUCGAAUCGAGCCCGUUGAUGAAAGUGAUUCCGUUUGCUCAAGCCGAAGGCGUGCAUUGUUCAGUGACCGGACCAACUGUCAAGGCCGGAGACUAUUUACCAACAGUCUAUCCGCAUUCAAAAUUUGCCACUCCUGCCUUUGUUACCGCAGAGCGGCAUCCUGCUCCGAGUACGCUUAGUUCACGCAUGCCGACGCCCGCGCUAUCGCCUUCCAACAGCAGCAUCUACUGCCCUGACGAGUCAGACUGGGAAAAGGAGCCUACCAUACCUGGAGCCACUGGACUGGGUAUUGCAGCCAACGCCGUCUUCGCACAGAAUGUAUUCGGUCUCGAUAGCAAGGCCUUUUCACGGCCCAUCGCCUCUGAUCUGCCGCAUCCCGGUCUGCUCUUCCCUCCUCUGGAUGUACAUCAAGAACAAUACGCCCUUCCAGCUCCUCCUCCUGUGUUAAUGCACGAGAAUAUGAUCGGCCAGGACUUUAUGGCAUUCCAGGCGCCAAUGCACGGCCCGUUUCGUACCCCAGCGUCCAAAGUCAACCGGACUAGCAAGCCGUACGAGCGGAAGCACCAGGCUGUCAAAGCGAAUCAACACAGAUCUGAACCUCUCCAUAGGGAAGAGAGCGGCAGUAAGGAAGGUAGGGUAUACAAGUGCCGUUAUCCAGGCUGCAAACGAUCCAAUCAAGAAUGGAAGGAGACGCGCACGUUCAAGCGUCACCUCGAGACACAUCCCGAGUAUAAAUCUGAGUGGAUGUGCCCGGGUAUGCUGAAGACCAACGGUGAACUCUGCUAUGGAAAGUUUGCACGAAAGGAUGCUCUUUUGAGGCAUUUGCAGUCCGUGCAUGGGAUCCAGCGUGGUGAAGAUAUCGGCAGAGAGCUCCUCCGAACCUCUAACGAGGACGCUAUUUUCAGGGACUAUGGUAUUUAG